Messenger RNA from Xiphophorus hellerii (green swordtail), 1843 nucleotides. RefSeq names its product endothelin 1 (gene edn1). Gene Ontology annotation, cellular component: extracellular region. NCBI's taxonomy places the organism in Eukaryota, Metazoa, Chordata, Actinopteri, Cyprinodontiformes, Poeciliidae. Gene Ontology annotation, molecular function: endothelin B receptor binding; hormone activity; endothelin A receptor binding. Gene Ontology annotation, biological process: regulation of systemic arterial blood pressure by endothelin; vein smooth muscle contraction; intracellular calcium ion homeostasis. The record is from RefSeq and is a predicted model, not a curated record. Bases 1 to 834 code for a protein of 277 amino acids. The transcript is spliced from 7 exons.
AUGAAGUCCAACAGCUCAGAAGAUUGCUUACAGCUGAUUGGCUCGUUCUGCGGUGACUCAUCCAUCCAGAGCCAAACCCAACAGCGACCCCCGCAGGAGGACAUGUGUCACUGCAGUGACAGUGCGCCGCCUGCUGGGUGGAAGCUGCAGCGCAGUGGAAACCCCACAGGGACAAACAAACUUCAGAGGGAGGAGGAGGAAGAGGAGGAAGAGGCUGCUUAUAAAGCCACCGCGCUGCACAUGUGGAGCCACAGAAACAGGAUUCAUGCUCAGCUCAGGUUCCUCUGCGGAUUAUUCCUCAUUUCACAAAAGAUGGAUUUUAAACUCUGGAUCUCCGCGCUGUGCGUGACGCUCUGCGCAGCUCUGUGUGCGCCAGCCUCAGAGACGCGCUCCGCGGCACCUGCCAGCGCGCAGCGCCAUGUGCGCAACAAGCGCUGCUCCUGCGCAACGUUCCUGGACAAGGAGUGCGUCUACUUCUGCCACCUGGACAUCAUCUGGGUCAACACACCUGAGCGCGUGGUCUCCUACGGACUCGGGAACGCGCCUCGGGCCAAGCGCGACCUGUCGGUCUCCACGGCAUCCACGCGCGCGCCCAGAUGUCGAUGUCUGCAUGGAAAUGACAGCAGCUGCGUGAACUUCUGCCUCAGGUCAGAGAUGACGACGGGCGCGCGCAUUCGUUCCCCAGGUCACGCGCGGACAGACCACACGGGCGAACCCGACAGGCCUGAGGGCGUGUUCGGAGCGGUCCGGCGGAUCCGCCUGCUGCUGGAGAAAUGGCCGGCGCGGCGGCGUCACCGGGCCGGAGCGUGGCAGGGCGAGAGCGCCGCAUCCUAAACGGGACGCGUCUCCUCAGAGUUCAGACUGAAACACGCGGCAGCAGAGCCGUAACUGGAGCUGAGCGGCGCCAGGGGCCGGGGGCAGACACCUGGGCUGCAGCGGAAAACACCUGGACCCGAUUCCCAGAGCGCGAACAGAGACUCACACCUUCAGGGAUUCCAGCUGCAGUCUCACGGGAAACACGGAAGAGUCGCAAAACCUCAAUAUUUCCUGGUCAGACACAAAUGGUCGGUUUUUUAUGACUCGAAACAGGAGCUGCAUCCCAUGUAGGAUGCAAAGAAAUUGAGAUUCAGAGAAGAAAAUCUGAUUUUCAUCCUGGAAGCUUUUUUUCAUCUACUUGUUAUUUUUACAGCCUGAAUUAUGUUAGAAGUUUAGAUAGUUUGUAUUUUUAAAACAAAAACUGUUUAUUUGGUCAGUAAGAUUUUCAUUUUGUCUGAAAUGUAUUUAAAGUCUAAAAAAUGUAAAGUAACUAAAGUGUUUAAGUCUAAAAUAUGAUGGAAACUGUUCCACAUUUUCCCGAUCCGCUCCAUGUUUUCCCGAUCCGCUCCAUGUUUACCCGAUCCGCUCCAUGUUUUCCUGAUCCGUUCCAUGUUUUUCCUGAUCGGCUCCAUGUUUUCCCGAUCCGCUCCAUGUUUUCCUGAUCCGUUCCAUGUUUUUCUGAUCCGCUCCAUGUUUUCCGUUUUGAGGCCGUUUUUAUCUGGAAAACGACUCGGUCUCGGACUCGGAGUCAGAGUGGGACUCUGAGAGAAACAUUUUUAAAAAAACGCGAGGAAGAGGAGCUGAGGUGAUGAUGAUGAUGUCAGUGAAGGUGCUCCGGUUUUCCUCGGACUCGACUGAAACCAGAACCGCUGGACUUUUUUUCUCUUCACUCCUGUUAUUUAUGUUUUCCUCUCUGAUUUAUUUAUUAAUUCCUGCGGAGGCCAUAUUGGUCCGUCUCAUGUUUGUCGGGUUCAUUUCUGUGAAAUGGUGCCGAAUUCUGGCCAAUAAAAUUUAUUUAUCACUAACA